This is a messenger RNA of Pisolithus orientalis, 1782 nucleotides long. Its product is annotated as autophagy-related protein 22-like protein. The record is from RefSeq and is a predicted model, not a curated record. The transcript is spliced from 13 exons. Lineage: Eukaryota; Fungi; Basidiomycota; Agaricomycetes; Boletales; Pisolithaceae. Gene Ontology annotation, biological process: amino acid transmembrane export from vacuole. The coding region runs from base 1 to 1599 and encodes 532 amino acids.
AUGUCUGCAGAGCUUUCGGGGAGAAAGAACUUGCUGGGUUCGACAGACGUGAGGGAUCCUGACGUCUCGGUUCUGCCAGACAUUCAAGGUCAAGACAAUGUAGAAGUCUUGGUAGCCUCCGCAGAUAAGAACGAACCCCUGGUCACUAGGAAGGAGCUCUGGAGCUAUUAUCUGUAUUACAACGGAGACAAUGGUGUUGGACCUCUCGGUUAUACCCAAACGUUAUUCCAAGAUCUUGCAACCAAUGCUGGCCAUGAUCCAGUUGCGGGUCCUGGCUCAUCUUGCACCGCUUUGAACGCGUCGGGUCAGUGUGUCCUACCAUGGGGCUCGGGGACCAAAUCAGUGGCUAGUAUCGUUCUCCUCGCCAACGGUAUCAGCUUCGCCAUCAUGACCUCCAUCAUCACUACGAUCGGUUCUGCUGGUGACUACGGAACGUUUGGGCGCUGGCUUCUCUUCGUCGUGACCGUCGUUUGCUGGGCAGCGCAGUAUGCCUGCAUGGCGUUGACAUCUCCCAGUCGCUGGAAGCUUGCCAUGGUGUUGUACAUCAUUGGUUUCGUUUCUUACGGCGCAACGCUCGUAUUUUACGCCGCCGCAUUUCCCCGACUUGCCCGUAAUACUCCACUUUCACGGAAAUUGCGUGAAAAGUACGAAAUUGGGGAGAUUUCCGCUGAGGAGUAUGAGACGGAGGAAUCGUUGGAGAAGAACAGGAUCAGCAACAUAAGCACGAUGCACAGUAAUGUAGGUUAUGUGGCGACUUAUGUGCUGAACCUCGCCUUGUUGCUUCCUCCCGCGACUGCCAACAGUCCCCUCGUCGAUAGCUACGUUCUUGUACUCGAUAACACAUAUUGGGUUCUUCUUGGGAUAUGGUGGUUUAUCUACCAGUUACCACGACAUGGUCCCCCCUUACCCAAGGGUGAACAUUACCUCACCAUUGGAUGGAAGCAAAUAUGGGCAGCUGUAAAAACAUAUAAGCAUCUUCCUCACACCUUCGUAUAUCUCGUGGCAUAUUUCUUGUUAGCAGAUGGAUUGAACACUACUGGCACUCUGAUUUCUAUCUGCCAAAAUGCCAAGUUCAGUUUCUCCUUCCUGACAUUGACGUAUAUUGGAUUAUCGCAAGCAAUCACAUCUACGAUCAGUACCCUCGGGUUCUGGUAUAUCCAACGACACUGGAAAAUUAGCACGAAGAAGAUGUUUGUCGUUACGAAUGUUGUUACGGUUUUGAUUCCGCUUUGGGGUAUGAUUGGUAUCUGGACCGACAAGUUUGGCUUCCACAAUGAGUGGGAAUUCUGGGCUUAUAAUAUUGUGUUUGGCCUCUUCCAAGCACCCUACUACGCCUUCUCGCAAACGAUGAUGGCUGAGCUCAGUCCCCCCGGUUUUGAUAACAUGUUCUUCGGCUUGUUCGGUCUCUCGAACCGCGCCUCUUCAAUGGUUGGACCCAACGUGAUCCAAGCAAUCAUCGAUGAGACGGGGAACAAUUGGCAAGGUUUUCCUUUUCUGUUCGCGUUGUGCACAGCAGCGUCAGUCAUCAUUUGGUUUGCUGUCGAUGUUGAGAAGGGCAGACGGGCUGCGGUUAAGUGGGCGUCGUCCCGGAGAAGUUGAGAUAACACGGGACCGCGCACUCGAUGCUGAUUGCAGUAUCAAUUAAUCCUUCGUUAGAACAGAGAUAUCGGUUUUCCGCUUUGUUGUGAGUCUCUCAAUGUCGUCGAUGAAUUUCCAGAUCUCAGAGAAUCCUGUUUCACUGCUUAAUAUGUAUCACGCUGAUAUAGACAAUCGGCACUGGAC